This is a messenger RNA of Camelus dromedarius (Arabian camel), 1059 nucleotides long. RefSeq names its product melanocortin 2 receptor (gene MC2R). Gene Ontology annotation, molecular function: corticotropin receptor activity. The transcript has a single exon. Gene Ontology annotation, biological process: adenylate cyclase-activating G protein-coupled receptor signaling pathway; regulation of metabolic process. The coding region runs from base 1 to 894 and encodes 297 amino acids. The record is from RefSeq and is a predicted model, not a curated record. NCBI's taxonomy places the organism in Eukaryota, Metazoa, Chordata, Mammalia, Artiodactyla, Camelidae. Gene Ontology annotation, cellular component: cytoplasm; plasma membrane.
AUGCAGCAGGCCGUCCAUCUGUCCGGCAGCGCCAAUGACACAGCAGGAAAUCGUUCCGACUGUCCUCACGUGGUUCUGCCAGAAGAGCUAUUUUUCACCAUAUCUGUCAUCGGGGUCUUGGAGAAUCUGAUGGUCCUCCUGGCUGUGAUCCGGAAUAAGAACCUUCAGUCACCCACGUACCUCUUCAUCUGCAGCCUGGCCAUGUCUGACAUGCUGGGCAGCUUGUACAAAGUCCUGGAAAACGUCCUGAUUGUGCUCAGAAACAGGGGGCACCUCGAGCCUCGGGGCCGCUUCGAGACCACAGCGGAUGAUGUGGUCGACUCCCUGUUCGUCCUCUCCCUGCUGGGCUCCAUCUGCAGCCUGUGUGUGAUCGCAGCAGACCGCUACCUCACCAUCUUCCACGCCCUGCAGUACCCCCGCAUCGUGACCCUGCGCCGUGCCGCCUUGGUCCUGGCGGUCAUCUGGGCCUGCUGCACAGCCAGCGGCAUCGCCAUCGUGGCCUUCUUCCACCACGUGCCCACGGUGAUCGCCUUCACGGCGCUGUUUCCUCUGAUGCUGGCCGUCACCCUGUGCCUCUAUGUGCACAUGUUCCUGCUGGCCCGCUCCCACGCCAGGAGGACCACCACCCUCCCCAGGGCCAACAUGAGAGGGGCCCUCACACUGACCGUCCUGCUUGGGGUCUUCAUCGUCUGCUGGGCCCCCUUUGUCCUGCACGUCCUCCUGGUGACGUUCUGCCCUGCCGACCCCUACUGUGCCUGCUACAUGUCCCUCUUCCAGGUGAACGGCAUGCUAAUCAUGUGCAACGCCGUCAUCGACCCCUUCAUAUACGCCUUCCGGAGCCCGGAGCUCAGGGACGCGUUCAAGAAGAUGAUUUUCUGCAGCAGGAGCCAGUAGCACGACGGCUCCUGAUUUAGGAGCCGUGGGGAAAGUACUGUCAAGGGCCGGCCAGCGUGUCCUUUCCCUCCCUGAACACGCCAGGGGCACCCGCUGGCUGUGCUCCUAACAGAUCGGCCCACCAGGGCGGCCUGCUGUGGGCACGACCUCUAUAGCCAGAGAGAG